CCAUUGGCAUAUAUAGAUUAAGGAAGCCCUCCUUACUUCAUUAUAUUAUAUGCUAUAUUUGAUGUUUCUUGUUGCAGUUUCACUAAUACCUUAACUGGUCUAGCUGCUAAUGAUGUAGUUCUGAGAACUACUGCAAGAUUGGAAUCACUUCAUUCUGAGGGAGUUCAUAGACUGUCUGAAAUGUGCUGUUUUGCUGUGUCCCAACUUCUAGUGUUUGGAAAAUCCAUCAUUUCUCGUGCCAAUAAGACUGAGGAUGAAGCAGAUGAUGAUAAGGCACACAUUGAGUGGCCGGAAGACGUUACUGCAAAAGCGAAUAUCAUAAGAGUAAAUGCCCAAACAAUGAUAGGAUAUGUGGAAGCAGUUUCUAACAGUUUUAUUACAGGCAUAUCUGAUGUAGCGGAGGCCUAUCAAGCUGCCAUUAAAGCUGUUACUUCUGAGUCUCAGUCAGUUGUUCCCCACGCAUCAUCAGUUCAGGAAAAAGCCAAUGCCUUCUCUGAGAACCUUCGAGCUGAUCAAACCACAGCAGUAAUCAAAAUCCAGGAAGGAAUGCAAUUUUUAGCUCACGUUCUCAUUUCAACCUCAAUGAAUGCUGCUUGAACACUUAUACGUUCCUAUUUGUAAAUAGUCACAGUAUAAUUAUAAAAAUGGUACUCCACUCAACUAUGCUAUAGUUUAAGUCGGUUUUAGACUUAGUGACUGGGGCAAGUUUGUCCUGAUAAAUUGAUUCUUGCAACCGAUUUAUUCUUUAAUUCCUCAAUUCAGUCUAUCAUAUAUGAAGAGAUUUUAGAUAUGCACUCGUGUUACACAUUUUUAAUCAAUUAUUCGCCGUCA
Molecule: messenger RNA, 831 nt
Organism: Vigna umbellata (rice bean)
Lineage: Eukaryota; Viridiplantae; Streptophyta; Magnoliopsida; Fabales; Fabaceae
Source: RefSeq, a predicted model, not a curated record